AUGCAACCGUUCAGGGUCUUUGUCCGAUGGAGGAGCCUCAGCGCUGAUGAAUCCGGCUACGGGGAGAUUCAGCGCAAAGCAGAGCCAAAUGGUGCAGCCCUUUCAUCGAUAUCCAUCGCUGCGAUGACAGACUCAAAAUCUCGUUCCAGAUGUUAUCAGUCAUGGAGAAGCCAGCCUUCCAUGACUCGGGUUUUCGAAAUGAGCGACACCAACAAAACAGUAUUUGACGCAGUGGUGGCCCCGGUCCUUCCGCGAGUCAUGCAGGGCAAAUCAAGCAACUUCUUCGCCUACGGUCAUUCGGGGAGCGGCAAGACUCAUACUAUAAUCGGGUAUGAUUACGAGUCUCCCGAAGAACUGGGUUUGUGUCAAGCUUCUGCCCGCCACUUGAUGACAGAUCUGAAUCGCCUAAACGCAGACGGAGGCAGCGAUCAACUAGGUAUUGGAAUUCGCAUGUACGAGCUCCGAAAGAAUAGUGCAUUUGACCUGCUAAAUGGUCGUUGUGAAUGUUUCGUUCGUGAGGGACCGGACGGUCAGAUACACCUUCGAGGCAAGACGGAGGUGCUCAAGGAUGGCAAAGUCAGGGUGCGGCCACUCGCGACCAAGGCAUGCUGGAGCUUUGAAGAUCUCUCGCGCGAGUUGCAAAUAGGGCUGAAGCUUCGCGCUACUGGCUCCUCGACGGUUCAUAAUCAGAGUUCACGGACUCAUGCGACCAUUGAGCUGGAAAUUGUCACGAAAGAUCUACUCCAGGCGCGGGACGCGGUUAUUGAGCGACAGUCCGAGCUCGUGCCUGUGGGCAAAUAUGCGACGGAUGUCUACCUGGAAGAACAAAGUCGGGCCUUUGUACAAAAUGAUCAUGGGAAGUUUGUCCCUAAUCCCUAUUAUCAAGUCGACCAAGCACGUAUCGACACUGCAGAGGCCCGGAAGGCGGAAUUCGAGGCGCGAGUCAAGUCUGCCGAAGAGCACGAGUCCACUCUGUUUCAAAGUAUAGCUCGACGUCAUCCUUGCCUGGGAGGAAAGCUCGUAUUUGUUGAUCUAGCUGGAUCGGAGUACUAUGAUGCUAAGAACGGACUGGGAUGCAAUCAGACACCACAGGAAAAGCAGGAGGGAAGGCAAAUUAAUACGGAUCUCCUGGCUCUCAAAGAAGUCAUUCGUGCUCGAGCUCAGAAUCUGAGCCGAGUUCCUUUUCGAACAUCUCCACUCACGUUGGUCUUGCGUCAGCAUUUUCAAGCGUCUUCGGAUUCGGAUUCGGCGCUGAUUUUGACACUCUCACCCUCGGCUAGGGAAUUUGCAGCUACCAUGAACACAUUGAAGUACGGAAAUCUCGUGGGCGUUGCAGGGAAUGAUGCAUAG
Molecule: messenger RNA, 1350 nt
Organism: Penicillium manginii
Lineage: Eukaryota; Fungi; Ascomycota; Eurotiomycetes; Eurotiales; Aspergillaceae
Product: kinesin family protein
Exons: 1
Coding region: 1-1350 (449 amino acids)
Biological process (GO): microtubule-based movement
Cellular component (GO): centrosome; kinesin complex; microtubule
Molecular function (GO): ATP binding; microtubule motor activity; microtubule binding
Source: RefSeq, a predicted model, not a curated record